UACAUAACAUGUUUAAAAUGUGUCAAAAAAAUUCAUAUUCAUUUGAUAUAACUGUACACUAAUUGAUGUGCCAAAAAAAUAGGGUGGACGUAGUUAAAAAUAUUGAAGAAAUAUUUAAAAUACAUAUAGGUAAAGUUAAAAUAAAAAUUUGAGGGUGGGCAUGUGCCUCCCAUGGGCAUAUGCUGGCUCAGCCCAUGGACAAAGAUGUGAAGAGCACAAGUACACUGUUGAAUAUAAAUUUUUUAGUAUAAAAAAUUGUAUAAAAAUAUAUGAUAGCUUAUGUUUUACUACAAGAUAUGACCUUUCAAAGGGUACACUAUCAUGGAACAUGAUUUACGUGGCGACCUCAAAUAGUAAGGAUUAUACUUUAUUGAGUUGGUAAGUAAUUUAUAACAUUAUUGCUUUUUAAGGAAAUCUGUAAAUUUAUGUAGUAACUAUAGUGACAUAAUACCAAAAACCAAUGCAUCAUAACCAAGGUUCAAAGUAUUGGCCAAGUUCGAUGUGACUUGGCUUCAACCAAACUAAUAACACUACACAUCAAGUGUAAUCUACGAGUCUCAAUUGGAUUGGUCUUUACUUGGAUACAAAUAGGUUGAAUCGGUGAAAUUUAGAGUAAAUUUGGUUUACUCAUCCAAACUUGCCACCGACUAGAUUGAUUCAUCAUUGGAUCUCAAAAAUCAAAUUAACAAGAAACAAAAAGCCCAAAAAAGGGGAAAGACAAGAUAAAGCCAUGACCUAAGCAAGAAAUUGACAAUGCCUAGAUGUAAUUUACAUAAAAAGAUGAAGAAAUUGAAAGCAUACUUGCCAAAUCAAAGUACAAGUCUUCUUGGCUUCAUAGCUACUGACAAUCGCUACUUGCAUAAUCUGUUUCUAUUAAUGUGUGAUUAUUUGCCUUUUAUCUUUAAGAUUCCUGGACUUUCCCGAAACGGCGGAGUUGUCCAAAAAAAUUGAUGGAUUUUUGGGCUCCUUUUUUUCAAUCAAUUGAUAUUACAACAUAGGAAUGUUGAGAGAUAGUUUACUACAUAAUACAUUUUUAAUGUAUUAAUGAAUUAUUCCUUACAUUUCUGACUUGUAUCUAUCUGAUAGCCUUGCCCUUAUUUAUUUUUGUGACAUACCAGAUGCUAUUCACUGGUGGGCAUUUUGAUGUGAUAGUUAUUCUAUUUUCAGGGAUGGAAAUAUGGUUGGCCCAAGCAUUGGUGCAGAAACAACUAGUGAUGUAACUUCUUCAGGAUCCAUAAAAUUGGCUGAUCUGCAAAGGAUAUUGAGUAACAUUGGGCCUGCAGCUGGAGAUCCAGACGGAGGCUUGGGAUUGGGGGAUAUUUUGAAGCCUGAUUUGAUAGUGCCAUUGGUCGAGACACUAGCAUUAGAACAACAGCUUUCGUCAUACUUACCUGAGGGCCGAUGGACGCUGGAGGAUUUAGGGGAGUUAUUACAGAGCCCUCCUUUCCGCCAACAAGUAGAUUCAUUUACUUAUGUGCUUCGAACUGGACAGAUAGAUCUGACUCAGUUUGGAAUUGACCCCAGUAAAUACAAAUUCACCGUUCUCUCCUUUCUCGAGGCACUUGAAGAUUCUGUUUCGAAAUCAGCAGAAUCCGAGGAGUUGAGAUCUCAGACUUGUAACCAAAACGAUCCAUUGGACGAGGGCCAAUAA
This is a messenger RNA of Ilex paraguariensis (yerba mate), 1651 nucleotides long. Lineage: Eukaryota; Viridiplantae; Streptophyta; Magnoliopsida; Aquifoliales; Aquifoliaceae. The record is from the annotation of a GenBank genome assembly.